AUUGACAGCCUCCAAAAGGGGCAGCCCUGUUUGCUCUUGUGUAACUUUUGUUUUACCAAAAACCUGACAUUACAUGGUCAGUACACGGAAAGUACAUCAAAGCACUGGAGCUGCGGACACAUCACUGUUUAACCAUGUAUGAACACAACAUUUUCAAAAUAAUCCUGAUUUCCCUCACCGUGGCUGUCUACAUUGUCAUGGUAGCAUUCAAUGCCGGAGCAGGUUCUGGUCUAAUGAAAGGAAUAUUCUUGCAAAAUGUAGGAAAUAUCUCAAAUAAAUUCAGUACUGAAUUUACACCAUCAGGAUGGACAUUCAUGAUCUGGAAUGUAAUAUUUGCUUGGCAGUUUCUUUGGCUUGGAUAUGUUCUUGCUGGGCUCUGUAGACGGAGUGAGCUAGGGUGGAUGUAUGUAAAACCAGAUGUGUUUCCAGUUUGCUUUUACUUGGUGUGGAUACUCAACAAUGUGCUUAAUAUAGGAUGGCUCUUCCUCUGGGAUCGAGAAUUCUUGAUUCCUGCACUGGUCUUUCUAGGAGCCAUCGCUUUAACCAACCACAUUGUGUUGUUCAUUUCCUACCGAGCUCUAUACCUUAAUGGAGACUGGCUUUUCAGACAGCGGAAAGUGGAUUUAUGGCUUAUUCGCAUUUUUGCACAAAAUGGAAUAGCUGUAUAUGCAACAUGGACUACGAUAGCCUGUCUCCUGAAUUUUUCUGUGGCCUUAACAUAUAAUGGCGGCAUUCCCAACAGUGUAUCCACUACUGUAUGUCUAUCUAUCCUGGCUUUUGAGGUGGUAUUAUGGUUUAUUUUGGAAAACUUUGUAUUUGAAAAAUAUGUCCGCUAUACAUUGACUGUGUAUCCUGUGGUUAUUGUGGCUUUAUCGGGAUCUCUGGACAAAAACUUUAAAAAUCCCUCUCCUGAUGGAAAUCACAUCUAUAUAGCUGUGUUGCUGGCGGUGGCUUGUGCGGUGUUCAUUGUACGUCUUGUGUUGGUCAUAUGGAGACAUUUCAAGCAGCCAUUGUACACCAGAACAUCAAGCAAAACCACAUUUCCUCUGGCCUAAAAGGAAUGUAAUAUGUGAUUUAAGACCUGAACAUGCUGAAACAAAUCGAGAACCAAGAUCGCAUGAGCCCCAACUAUUAGCUUGUCUAAACUUUCAGAUACUAUCUGUAGAUUUCCGGAGUAGUGUUCAAAUUGGUAGCUGAAAGAAAAUAAAACGGCUCUUAAUCUUUGAUACAUAACGUCCAAUAUUAAACAUUACCUCCUAUUUAUUCUUUGAUAUAACCUCUAUAAAUUCUGAAUGUUCAGUUUCUGUAAAUCUCCUUUUCGAUUUACCAACACUAAGUAAUCCUUUGUAUUACUUGAGGCAGAUCCUAGCAAUACAUAGAUAAUGGUGGCUCUGAAGGAAGUUGUACCAUCAGUUUGUACAGUAUAUGGUCAGCUUAAGAGAAUAUAAAUAAAUAUAUAUAGUAAAAGGGAAUGCUAUUGCUAGAUCAAUCUACACAGUAACAUUUUGAUUGUACAGCCCAUCCACAUUUAUCACUAACCCUGUAAUGUAAGGGUCAUAUAAAUUAGAUACAGUUAAUUAAAUAAUAUAAUAAUAAAAAAACAUAUUAAAUAUAACAAUAUUUUGUAGAAUUCAAUCAACAAAGUAUGUGGUCAAUUUAAAAUAUUACUUGAACAGUUGUUAAGAAUUACAUUCCUAUGAAUAUGGGUGUCUUAUAUUUAAAUGAUAGAUAUCAUUAAUAACAAUAUGUAGUAGUGAAAUUAUAAAGCACUUUGUGAACAUAAAUGAAUGUCCCUAAUGCACUUUUUACCUAACCCUCUUAAUCAAAUAUAAAUAAUAUUGGCAGGCUCACACUUAGUUCAGCAUGUGUGCCCAAGCUGGCUGUUAUUUUAUAUUGAUGAGUCUGACAAAUGUGAGCUGAGGUGGGUCCAACAGGACCCCACAGGAUGAAAUUGCUGUCCAAAUACAAAUGCGUACAGGUCUAUAUUUUCUGUUACACGUGUAAUCGGUGGGGAAGGGGGGCGGGGUCUUGGCUGGGGUGGAGGUCAAGGAUGCUGAGAGUUAGGCUUUUUUUUUAACCGGUAAUCCUUAAAUGCACAAAUAUUCCAGUCUAGUCUAAAGCUUACUGUCUGCUAUUCCAGCUAUUCUGGAAUUCCAGGUAUAAAGAUUGUAUACAUAGUUGCAUUGGUCCAGCUUGGACCAUUAUUUAUACCAUACAUGGCUGAUGCUCUUGGAAGCUGUAUACAUUGCUACGCUAGUGAUCUCCACUUACUUUCAGGUCCCUUGUUGAGCAGAUGCCCUGUUGCAUUCUGAACACAGGAGGUUAGCCGCUCAUCAUGGGCGCCAUUCAAAGGAUGCUUUGCAUUUUUUAAGUUAAUGCAACGUGCUCUCUAAAUGGAUGAGUUGAAGAGCAUGAUGUCACCACCUCACUUCUCUGCCUCUUUCAAUCAGAGAACACCUUGCAUUCAUUCAUAAAAUUGAAAGCAUUCUCUGAAUGGUGCCCAUGUGUUCUCAAUGCAGCAGGCCAGGCACUCAAUGUGAGAUCCAAAAACAAGUGGAGACCACUGGAGUAGCGGUGUCUACUUCAGUGAUUUACAACUUUCAAGAGCAUCAGCCGUGUAUGCUAUAAAUAAUGGUCCUAGCUGGACCAAUGUAACUAUGUAUAAAAUCUUUAAACCUGGAAUUCCUCUUUUAAGAACACUUCAUGCUGGUUCUAAUAGCAGGGGAUUGGCCAGGUAUGGCAUAUACAAGCUGGACCAAUGUAACUUUGUGUAAGAUAUCCAUACCUGGAAUCUGGAAUUCCUCUUUGUGUUUUUGUUUUUUGUGACCAGAUUUCAAUAAUGAAGGACUAACGGUAGACAGUUGUAAUAUGUAGAUUUUAUUGUACAGUAUUUAAAGGGAAAUUAAAACCCAACUGAAGUCACUUAACUUUUUAUGUAUUUGUAGUCCUGUAUGCCUGCAUGUUAUGAUUUAGGCUUGUGAGUUUAGCCAGGAAAUGUCUUAAAAUACCCUUUUCUAUCAGUAAAAAUGCUGCUUUUUGCCCUGACACUCCAGUGCACGUUAGUUGUGGUCAUAUGCACUACUCUAUGCACAUUACACAUCCCAUAUUCCAUACUUCAUCUCCGGAGUGAGCAAGAGAGAGACUACAUUAUUGCAUUCUCUGGGACCAACCUAGUUACCCUCUAACAGAAAAUUGGAUCACAACAGCAAAU
Molecule: messenger RNA, 3211 nt
Organism: Rana temporaria (common frog)
Lineage: Eukaryota; Metazoa; Chordata; Amphibia; Anura; Ranidae
Exons: 8
Coding region: 135-1055 (306 amino acids)
Source: RefSeq, a predicted model, not a curated record